GUUUCCUGUGCUCCAGCCAGUGUCUGGAUGUAGUUUAUUUGCCCCGGGGCAUUCGUUGAGAAUAUUUAUUGUGGGGUUAGGGUGGGGUGCAGAGGAGGACUCCGCAAAGGCAAGGAUUUUUGGAGAAACCUGUGCAGCUGUGCCUCUGGUUGUCCCGGGGAACAGGGGGAGGAGACAGGUCCAUACUGAGUUCCCAUCUUCCGAGAAUCCUCUGAGGAUCCACAGCUUGCAGCUAGCGUGAGCCUAGGCUUAGCACAGAAUGGCUAGAGAGCCAGGAGGGAGCGCAGCCCUAAACGCUCGAUCUACCCAAGAGGGGAAUGGGCUUCUGGUGGUGAAGGUGGAACAGGAAGAGGCCUCCCCCUUGGCAGAGGAGGCCAGUUGGCUGGGCAGCCCUGGGCCCGACCGCUCCCGCCAGCGCUUCCGCGCUUUCCGCUACCCCGAGGCCGCUGGGCCCCGGCAGGCGCUGAGCCGGCUCCGGGAGCUCUGCAGACAGUGGCUGCGGCCAGAUAUGCACAGCAAGGAGCAGAUCCUGGAGCUGCUGGUGCUGGAGCAGUUCCUGACCAUCCUGCCAGGGGAGCUGCAGGCCUGGGUGCGCGAGCAGCACCCCGACAGCGGGGAGGAGGUGGUGGCGCUGCUGGAGUACUUGGAGAGGCAGCUGGACGAGACACCUCCACAGGUUCCAGCUCGUGAAUGGAGUCGAGAACUUCUCUGCUGCAAGGUGGCAUUGUUGACGCCAUCCCAGAACUCACAAAGUAGCCACUCCCAGGCGAUGAAGUGCCUGCUCAAGCAUGAGUCUCAGGAAUCUUUGGAGUGUUCGUCCUUACAAGCAAGAGGCCUGGAAAUGGAGACCGAAACCAGGGACUUGUCUCCAGCUGAGGAAUACACAGAACAAAAGCCUGAGCAGCCAGUGUGCUUCCUGACUGAAAACACUGCUCAGGUUCCUGCAGGUGCAGAAGCCAGUGAGCAGGAAGGCAAGUCACAGACAACACAGAAGAAUGCCACAAGGAGUAGGCGACACUAUUGCCAUGAAUGUGGAAAGAGUUUUGCUCAAAGUUCAGGCCUGACCAAACACAAGAGAAUCCACACUGGAGAGAAGCCCUACGAAUGCGAAGACUGUGGGAAGACCUUCAUUGGGAGCUCUGCGCUUGUCAUUCAUCAGCGAGUUCACACUGGCGAGAAGCCAUAUGAGUGUGAAGAAUGUGGCAAGGUCUUUAGUCACAGCUCGAACCUCAUCAAGCACCAGAGAACCCACACUGGGGAAAAGCCCUACGAGUGUGAUGACUGUGGGAAAACCUUCACCCAGAGCUGCAGUCUCCUUGAACAUCACAAAAUUCACACUGGAGAGAAGCCAUACCGGUGCAAGUUGUGUGGCAAAGCCUUUAGGCGUAGCUCCCAUCUCCUGAGACAUCAGAGGAUCCAUGGUGGUAAAACUGCCCACAAGCCUCUGCAUGGAGAGGCCCGGGAAGGUCAGAGUAGGGUGGAAAGCCAAUGGGAUGAUACUAAAACUCCCGUAACUCAUCAAUGCAAUGAGUGUGAGAGAAGCUUCACUCAGAAUAGAAGCCUUAUUGAACAUAAAAAAAUCCACACUGGUGAGAAACCCUACCAGUGUGAUGCAUGUGGAAAAGGCUUUACCCGAACUUCAUACCUUGUUCAACAUCAGAGAAGCCAUGUGGGGAAAAAAAUUGUAGCACAGUGACUGGUAUGAUACCUGCCAGAGAUGGUGCUCACUUGUCAGUGAGCUGAAGAUACUCUGGAGCCCUUACUAACUGCAGAAGUGGGGAUAUUGCCAAUACACACCAUCUACUGUUAGUUGUUAUAAUCUGGCUGAGGUAAUUAUCUUUUAUGUUCUAAAAGUAACUGGAAUUAGACUCAUUAAUAGGCAGAUAUGAGAGUGUUCUCUUGAUGAGGUAGCACUGAAGUGUUUUGUUCCCACUCUUUGGAUCUACAAGGCCUUCUAGAACAGUUGCCCUUAGCCCGCACAUCUUUCUCCUGGUGGAUGGUUCCAGAGUUUGGGGCAUACUCUUCUUACUAUUUGUUUGUCAACAUGAGGCUUUCAUGCUUUGGUCAGAUUCCUGAGGUCUUGGCCUCCUAAUGUGCCUUGUGUUAGUAAACAUUUACCACAGGGACUGAUGAAGUGAAUGAUCUUUAAAACUCUAAAACUCUGUGUCUAGAUUUCUGAAAAAGUUCUAACAUGGGCCAUUUGUGUUUGCAUCUAAUUUGCUGAGGUUCUAGACUCUGAGUCAGUCCUACAGAUUUCAUACUAAGUAUGUAAUGUUACAGAAUUUGAGUUGGUGAUUCCAUGUAUCUUCAUGAAAAUAAAGAGUACAGUAAGAAUGCCUUAAGCAACAUCUGAAGACGUAGGGAGACUUCCUGUCCAUAAAACUCCAUUAGUGCACAUUUAGUUUUUCACUCUUUACAGUAAAAAUUUUUAGUCAGGUAAAUAAAUAGCAAUUCUAUCUUCAUAGGACAAACUAUUUAAUUAGAAUUUCUAUUGCUGUGAAAGGCACUAUGACAAAAAGCAACCUGGGGUGAGUGGAUGGGGGUUUAUUUCAACUCACAACUCAUUUGUUUCCACUCCAUCACUGAGGGAAGUCAGGGCCGGAGCACAGGGCAGGGACCUGGAGGCAAAAGCUGAAGCAGAGGCCAUGGAGGAAUGCUGCUUACUGGCUUGCUCAGCCUGCUUUAUUCUAGCACCCAGGACCACCAGCCCCGGGGUAGCACCACCCAUGGUGAGCUGGGCCUCUGACAUCAAUUAUCAAUCAAGAAAAUACCCCACAGACUUGCCCUACAGGUCAGUCUGGUGGCAAUAUUUUAUAAGUCCAGGUUGCCUUUUCCCAAAUGACUAUUUUGUGUUGAGCUGACAUAAAACUAGCCCGCACAAUAAAUGAUGGCGCAGUUGAUGUAUUGUCUAUACUGCUCAAUGUAUCAGUUACUUUCCCCAGGGCUGUUAUCAGAAACCUGAGAAAAGCCACUUAAGGGGUAAAGGGUUUGUUUGGGUUCAGGCUUUGAGCUGAUACAUUGUGGUAGAGAAGCCAUGCUGGCAGAAAUGUGAGUCAGCUGGUCACACUGUGUCUGAAGACAGGAAGCAGAGAUCAGUGCUGAUGUUCUGCUGGCUUCCACUUUUUUUCCUUUUAAUUCAUUUCUGGACCUCAGGCCUCGGGAUGGUGCUGCCCACAUUCAGGCUGAGUCUUCUUUCUGGAUUCACCUUCACAGACAUGCCCGUAAUGUGUCUCCUAGGUGAUUUAAAAUCCAGUCAAGUUAACAAUGAAGAUAGAUAAUCACACUCAGCAUCUUGCUUCUCACUUUUCCCGUACCUUGGCCCUAGCCAGAUUUUAGCACAUAUUUUGUAUCCCUUUCCUUUUGGUAUCAAACUGAAUAAAGGCUAUGCUAGCUGAGCUCAAAUUGCCUCCAGGCCAGAAGCUUCACACCAAAUAGUCAUCCUCAUUAUUUAUGCCUUCAAAACUGCCCUGUGGGUUGGAGAACAGUAAGUGAUGGGUGAGGGGUAUUAACCCCAGUGGAGACUGUAGGAGAACACAUGUCUGCUAGGAAGCAGGUUGAGAAUCUUGGAUGGAAAAUGCUCCACAGGGUGAACCUGGAAGUCAUGGCUCAGUGCUCUGUGAGUUAGUCAUAAGAAGUAAGGUUUUCUAAUGAUAGCCCACAUAGUUCAACCCAAUCGUCUGGUCCUUUUUGUGAAAUGACGCCGUGCUUUGGUAAAUCAUCAGCAUGCUGUUCUUGUCUACUCCAAAACAGCACCUGUUUAUGAAUUCCUGUUUUGAAGUCUCAUGAGCUGACUUCUGGCUUUCAAAACUUAAGGGUUCUCCCUUUAAUAAUGCCCCAGAAUCCUCCAUUGCCUUCAUUAUCCCGUCAUUUCUGCCUUGUUAACACUAAUUGAGCCUUCCAAAAUUCUCUAGACUUGACCAUGGAAUCUUCUGGAAUUUAAUUUGUUUCUCACUUGUGCUGUCUUCGUGAAGCUGCUCAGCAAUUACUCUUCCCCUUUAGUAUUUUUCUAGGUUCACCUGUUUAAAGCCAAGUUGAGACAUGGUAUCAAAGUCAAGCAGAUUUAAAAUAAGUUAUAUGACAAUAAAUUAAAAAAAUAUUUGCUUUAGCCCUAAAACUUCAAUACUCAAAUUCUUUAUGGACUACUUGGCUUAUUUUUUUUUUGGUCUUUAAUUUGCUUGGCUGUUACCUGACUGUUUGUGAAGUCCUUUUAUAAAUCAGAAAACUUGGUGCAAGUGUGACUUACAUUAACCAAGAAGCCCUGUACCUCCUUUAGGCUUCUGAGCCUAAAGCCUCUCUGCAGAGCAGGGAAAUAUAGAAAAGUGUUCACUCUUCUAGACACUGAGAUUGACUUAUAAAGCACACAAAAAUGCUACUUUGCAUGUUUUACUAAAUAAUUUUUAGGAAUUUUGUGUUGACUGGUUGACUAUUCAGUUUCAUUUUUCCAACUGAAAUGAGACAACCUAUCGCUAUUCGUUUCCUUCUGUUCCUUUCUUUCUCAUUUAUUUAUGUUUGUUUUAUGUUCAUUAUUUAUUUAUUUAUUUAUUUAUUUAGAGUCAUGUGGCCCUGGAACUCCCUAUGUAAACUAGACUGGUGUUGAACUUACAGAGAUCUUAGUACUUGGAUUAAAGGCACGUGCCACAAUGCCUGAUUUGUAAUGUUUUUAUUUAUUUAUUUUUUUGUCAGAUUAUCUUUGGAUUGCCAACCUCCAAAUAAUGACAUGGAGACUUAUUAUUAAUUAUUGUAGUUAUUAAUUAUGAAAGCUUGGCUUAUUUCCAACUGCCUCUUAUAACUUAAUUAGCCAUUAUUUUUUAAUCUAUGUUCUUCCUUGUGGCUCGGUUACCUCUCCUCAGUAUGGUUCAACUUUCUCCAAGUCAGCUGGUGAAAUCCAUGUGCCUGGAUUCUUCUUCCUUUUCCUCUCUCUCCCUAGAAAUCCUGCUUACUCUCUCCUGCCUAGCUAUUGGCCAUUCAGCUCUUUGUUAAACAAAUCAGAAGGCACCUCAGCCAAGACAUAGCUUCACAGUGUACAGAAAGAUUAUCCCACAACAUGAAUUAACUUAUUCAUUUUCCUGUCUCUUAUUUGAGUAAGAAUUGGUUGUGGUACCUUUCCUCUUCUCCGGUAGAAUGGUAAGAACUUUCAGUGAAUGACCCAUCUAAAUUUCUUCUUUUUCUCAUUUUUAAUUUUUUUUUUUUUGUGUGUGUGGUGCUGGGAUUUAUCCCAGGACCUUGAGUAUCUGAAAUGUCCUAUCACAGAGCUAUCUUCAUGCCUCUUUUUGCUUUUUAUUUGGGGACAGGGUCUCACUUCUCACUAAAUUGCCCAGACAGGCCUUGAAUUCACUCUGUGACCCAUGCUGGCCUUGAACUCACUUUGUAUCUCAGGUUGGCCAUGAACUAUUGAUCCACCUUCCUCAGCCUCCUAUGUAUCUGGAAUUGUAGAUUGAUAUCACCAGGUCCAGCUAGAUUUCUUCAUUGUCUUGGCAAGGAACAUAUAUUCCUGUGAAAGGUUUUCUCUGCCUCUUCCUUUACUGGAUAAAAGAAAUAGGAGUCAUAACUUACCUCAUAAGGUUGUGAUCAUAUGCUUAUACAAGCAAGAAGUGUUAUGUGAAUAUUCUGGAAAUGCAUAUUGGUAUAGAAAUGGAGAUGAAACAAUUUGUUAUCUAAAACCUCUGUUAGAAGUAUGUUUGUUAAUUGUAUUUAUAGGUUUCUUAUAGCUUUGUGAUGGUGUUGCUCUUCUUGCAAUCUAGUUUGUGUGAUCAUCUUCUUAGAGAUCAAUAAUGAGGACUUCAACCACUAAGAAACUUAGAUAUCUAUUUUUCUCCUUCAAUUCACCUUUGUUUUUCCUGUGAUGGUCAAAAGUAGGUUUGGCAGAUUCAUCUGAGGAAGGUUUGUUUUUUUGUUUUUGUUUUUUCCAGUCAGCUUUAUGUACUGUCUGCACAUUUCAAUAAUUUCUGCCACAGAAACUUGUUCCAGAUGACUUGCUUUUUGUGAGCGUUAUGUCUCUGUGAGAAAUACUCUGACAAAAGCAGCUUAGGGCAGGAAGGGUUUGUUGGACUUUCGGUUCCCGGGCACAGUCCAUCCUUGUGGAGCGGUCCGGGUUGGACUUUCGGUUCCCGGGCACAGUCCAUCCUGGUGGAGCGGUCCGGGUGGCAGGAACUUGAAGUAGCCAGUCAUACCACAUCCACUGUCAGGAGCAGAGAGCAAAGAACCAGCUGGAGUUCCCCACGCUUACACAUUUCAGAAUUCCCUUCCUAGAGGAUGGUGCCACUCACAAAGGGUGAAUCUUCCCACCUUGAUUAACAUGAUCGAGAUUAUCCCUUGUAAUAAGCCCACAGGCCAACCUAAUCUAGACAAUCUUUCCUUGAGUGUCCUGGAGUGAUUUUAGUAUCAAGUUGACCAAUAAAACUAACUGGCACAUUGACUAUAGAAACAUGUUUUUUGCGUUUGUGUCUACUCAUACUUUUUUCAUGGUUUCUGGGGUUAGUGAUUAUUCCCUGUUUACAACACCAGUCAAUCAAUCCAAGAUGCUGGAGUUUGAACACAGCAAGUUUCUGUCUUCUUUCUCGAUUAAGCGUUGAACACAGAGAAGUCAGGUGUGGUAGUACAGGACCAUAUUCCCAGUGUUUAUGAGAUGGAGGGAGGAGCUCAGCUUCAUGGUAAGUUUGAAGUCAGCCUGGGAUGGAUACAUGAGAGCUUGUCUCGAAAACCAAAGAAACACAAAAAGAUGUCAUAUAUUCUUACCCACUCCGUGUGUUUCCUUAUUAGAGUUUAGGUAAUUAUCUAAAAAUACAUACAUAUAUAUAUGGAGAUAUAUGAUUAUAUAUCUUCCAAAUCCUUGAGGUGUUCAUUUGCUCACUUGUUGCUUUUGAGAAACCAGUCCACCCACUGCUUAGUCAGCUGUUAGAUCCACACAAAGAGAGUGUACUACCUUGCCUAAGACUACGAAAUUCUCCAUGUUCUUCCUGCUGCCCCUCAGCAUCCCCUUGUUGCUAGAGUUUUCCUGCCUGGCCCACAGUCAGGGCAAAUCUCUCUCACCCGCCAGUCCCAAGCCGCUCAAACCCGAUCAAGUAAACACAGAGACUUAUAUUGGUUACAAACUGUAUGGCCGUGGCAGGCUUCUUGCUAACUGUUCUUACAGCUUAAAUUAAUCCAUUUCUAUUAAUCUAUACCUUGCCACAUGGCUUGUGGCUUACUGGUACUUUACAUCUUCCUUAUCCUGAUGGCGGCUGGCAGUGUCUCUCCCACCCAGCUUCCUGUUCUCUCAAUUCUCCUCUCUGUUAGUCCCGCCUAUACUUCCUGCCUGGCCACUGCCAAUCAGUGAUUUAUUCAUUGACCAAUCAGCAACACAUUUGACAUACAGACCAUCCCACAGCACUUCCCCCUUUCUUUUCUUAAAAAGGAAGGUUUUAACCUUUACACAUCUCCAAAGUCAGCUUGGUAUAUUUGGGAAUUUGGGCGUAGCUUUUCUUACUACUUCCUGCUAGAGGGGGGCGCUGUAUCUUCUGGGGAAACAAAGAAAAUUUUAGGAUCAUGGAGUAGUCCGUGAGGCUGUAUCAUCUGAGCCAGUUGCCUUGAAACGGUUCUGGAUGUUGGAUCAUCUGGGCCAUGGUGUCAUCGGAGACCUUUCAGGUGGUCUUGGCUGGUCAAACCUGAUGUAUCUUACUCUGGAACAAAUCCAUAGCCUCUUGCUUUCUGUGGAAACAAAAGAGACUCUUUUCCAAAGCAACAUAUCCUUACAUCCAAAUUUUGAAGUCAAAGUAUCUUUAAAAUAUACAUACUGGUUUAACUCAGCUUCCUUUACAAUCAAAUAUCUCUCUGUAGUUAAGAAUCCCAAAGACAACACAAUCCAGACUCUCUGUGUAAUAGUCAUCUCUACGUGGCUUAUGUUUUAUAUUAAUUUUACUGUCUCUUUAAAGACUUUAUUUUUUAAAACCAUGUAUUUGUUUCUGUAACUGUAUAUAUUACCUUUUUAAUCUCUUUCAAGCCUAUGUAUAUUUUACACACAUUUUAAACUAUUACAUCUGAAUCUGUCUUAUUGUGAAUCUAUUGCCUUAAACUGCAGCAGCUGUGGCUGCUGGCUCCGCCCACCUCAGCUUCCCAACAUGGCGGCGGUAGGCUUACCGCCAGCUCUAGGAGCUAUGGUGGGUCUAUGCUUUUAUCCAAGCAGCGUGUAGCCCAGAAACCUCUUUUUUUGUUUUGUACUAGCAAAGGCUAAAUCCACCAAGCAGCUUAAUGUGCCACUUGCAGAGGCCUCAUUCCCGCCAUACCGCAGGUCAAGCAUGCACACUAGGAACCCACCAGUAGCUCAAACCGGCAGCUGCCGCUCAUUUGAGAGAGACAAUUAGGAACUGUUUUUAGCACCGUUUUAGAAUCUUUUCUCAGUUUUUAGGUGGAAACUCUUGCCACCACGUUGGACGCCAUUUGUUGCUAGAGUUUUCCUGCCUGGCCCACAGUCAGGGCAAAUCUCUCUCACCCGCCAGUCCCAAGCCGCUCAAACCCUUUCCCCCUAUAAAGGCUGCAUAAUCAAUUAUCAUCAGCUCUCCUUUCUGCUUUGUUGACUGAGAGUGCAUGUCUACAAAAACCCUUUGGGAGAAAAUGUGACAACAUCCUAUGUAUAAAUAGACCAAAGUGCAGAAAUGCCCUCUUAGAUAUUGAAUACACACAGCAUGGUGGACCCAAAAUUAUAUAUAGACAUUCUUCCAGCUUGAUCUCUGUUGCUGUAAGAAACACCAUGGGGUGGAAAGGGUUUAUUUGGCUUAUACUUUCAGUCACAACCCAACAUUGAGGGAAGUCAGGGCAGGAACUGGAAGCAGAAACCACAAAGGAAUGCUACUUAUUGGCUCCCUAGUUCUGCCCUUCUUAAAGUCCAGGCCCACCUGCCUAGGAUUGGUACUGCCCACGGUGGGGUGACCAUCCUGCAUCAAUUGGCAAUCAAGAAACUGCUGCCAGGCAUGCCCGAGUGUUGUAGGACUCUAUCAGAGUCACUAUACCUAGGGUGAACAUUAGAAGGCACGGUUGUUUUCUAGAAGUACUUAGACCUUGAAGGAAUCAUUGUGGAAAACAGUGAUUGUUUUCUGUGAUUUGUAGAACUGUUUUUCUGAGGGAACUUUACAGCCUUUGCAUGACUGGCCACAAGACCGGCCUGGCACACCUGGAGCUCUUGGACUAUUGGGUACUGUAAAUGGUAUGCAGUAAGACUGAAGUGGUGGGGGUGUGCUUUCCUUCAGAAAAACAAUAUAGAUUAGACCAGGGACUUUGGUAUUAAGAACUUGUUUGCCCCAAAGCCAACUUUGUGUAACAGUCAAUAAAUAAUGCCGUUGAACGGCUGCUGGAGGUUCAGUUCACCAGAAGCUGGACCUUCCUGCUGCCGCACAAGUGGAAAAAAUUCAUCUUUCUUCCACCAACUCAAGCAACACAGAACACCCGACACCCAAGACCAAUCUGAUGGAGGCAAUCCCUGAAUGCUAUUUCCUCAGAUAACUGGAUCAACUUGACAGCUGAAGCUAACUAGGAGAGAUAUAUUUACCACUUUUUGCAAAUAGCACUCAUACAUACAUAUACAUUGUAUCAUGCCCUUUUUUCCCACUUAACAAUUUAUCUUUGUUUGACCUCAAAACCACAAACCCAAACUAAAAAGAAACAAAACAAAAAUAAUAUAUGCCUGAGAUCUUAAUUUUCUAUCAUUUGCUCACUUUAUUUUAAGAAAAAUAUACAAAAUCUAGUAACAGUGUCUGGUGUGAAGGGUAAUGGAUGAGAAUUUUUGCUGUGUAUAUUUUUGUAUUUUCUGAAUUGUGUGAAUGCAGUACUUGCCAAAAUAGAAAUAAUAAAAUAAAAAUGUGAGGAAA
Peromyscus californicus insignis is the source of this 9839-nucleotide messenger RNA. RefSeq names its product zinc finger protein with KRAB and SCAN domains 3-like. Gene Ontology annotation, biological process: regulation of transcription by RNA polymerase II. The record is from RefSeq and is a predicted model, not a curated record. NCBI's taxonomy places the organism in Eukaryota, Metazoa, Chordata, Mammalia, Rodentia, Cricetidae. The transcript is spliced from 4 exons. The coding region runs from base 260 to 1696 and encodes 478 amino acids. Gene Ontology annotation, molecular function: RNA polymerase II cis-regulatory region sequence-specific DNA binding; DNA-binding transcription factor activity, RNA polymerase II-specific.